AUGGACACCAACCCCGUCUCGUCUCCUCGUUCCUCCCACGACGGUGACGGCGUUCUGCGCGAUGCCGCUGGCGAUGCCCCUGGCAACGGCAUCCUGCGCGACGCCAUCGUCCCGGAUGCCACGGCGGUUGCCGCCGCCCCGGUACCGCCUGCCCUACGCGCCUUCCCCUCGUCGGUCCUUCAAACGAUCGACAUGCGCCACCACGUGCCCGUCAUUUUGGACCUCCACGGCGGCAACUACACCCAGUGGUGCCGGUUCUUCAACACCGUCGUCGGCAUGUUUGGCAUGCGCGAGCACAUCCUCGCCGAGGCCGCUCCUCUCCGCCGGCACCGUGACCCGGAGUGGGACAUGGUCGAUCACUGCAUCGUGCACUGGUUGCACGCCACCAUCUCGCCGGAGCUCGUCGACGCCGUGAUGCAUCAUGAAGACACGGCGCCCACGCUCUGGUCUGCGAUCGAGAGCAUCUUCCGCGGCAACCAGCUCCCGCGCGCGAUCUACCUCGACGCCGAGUACCACGCUGUCGUCCAAGGCGACCUCACCAUCAUGCAGUACUGCGCCCGCCUCAAAUCCUCCACCGACCAACUGCGCGACCUCGGGCAGAACAUCACCGACACACAGCAGCUCUUCAACAUGUUGCGCGGGCUCAGUGCACGGUACCACCAUGCCAUUCCACACCUCACCUCCCGUGUCCUGCUGCCAACGUUUCUGCAGGCCCGUUCCUUCCUCCUCCUUGAACAACACCGUGCGGAGUAG
Molecule: messenger RNA, 753 nt
Organism: Aegilops tauschii subsp. strangulata
Lineage: Eukaryota; Viridiplantae; Streptophyta; Magnoliopsida; Poales; Poaceae
Source: RefSeq, a predicted model, not a curated record